AUCUCUCGCACUGUUACGCCAUUUUCGUGAGUAAGAAGAAGAAACGUAAGCUAGAGUCUCUCCGCUCAGAACCUCUAAACAUGGCCGAGGGACUUGUACUGAAGGGCACUAUGCGCGCCCACACCGAUAUGGUCACGGCCAUCGCUACACCGAUCGACAAUUCCGACAUCAUUGUCACAGCGUCGCGUGACAAAUCCAUCAUCCUUUGGAAACUCACCAAGGACGACAAGUCGUACGGUGUUGCUCAGCGUAGGCUCACUGGUCACUCUCACUUUGUCGAAGAUGUCGUCCUCUCAUCGGACGGUCAGUUUGCACUCUCCGGAAGCUGGGACGGUGAGCUCCGUCUGUGGGAUCUCGCUACCGGCGUCUCGACCCGUCGUUUCGUCGGACACACGAAAGAUGUGCUCUCAGUCGCAUUCUCCGUUGAUAACCGUCAGAUCGUAUCUGCGUCCCGUGACCGCACGAUCAAGCUGUGGAACACACUUGGUGAAUGCAAGUACACCAUCUCCGAAGGUGAUGGUCACAAGGAAUGGAUUAGCUGUGUCAGGUUUAGCCCUAACACGAACGUGCCCACCAUUGUUUCCGCUUCGUGGGAUCACACCGUGAAAGUGUGGAAUCUCCAGAACUGUAAGCUGAAGAACUCUCUUGUCGGACACACGGGUUACCUCAACACUGUCGCUGUCUCGCCUGAUGGUUCACUAUGCGCCAGUGGUGGGAAAGAUGGUGUUAUCUUGUUGUGGGAUUUGGCAGAGGGAAAGAAGCUCUACUCGCUUGAGGCUGGCUCUAUCAUUCACUCUCUUUGCUUCAGUCCUAACAGAUACUGGUUGUGUGCUGCGACAGAGAACAGCAUUAAGAUCUGGGAUCUAGAGAGCAAGAGUGUUGUUGAGGAUUUGAAGGUUGAUCUCAAGGCCGAGGCAGAGAAGGCUGAUGGUGGCGUUGGAACUGGUAACCAGAAGAAGGUGAUCUACUGCACAAGUUUGAACUGGAGUGCCGAUGGAAGCACAUUGUUCAGUGGUUACACUGAUGGAGUUGUCAGGGUCUGGGGUAUUGGUCGUUACUAGAGAGAAGAAGAAGAAGCAGCAGAUGAAGAAGAAGACUUGAUGAGCGUUACAAAUUCUCGAGAAACAAAAGAUUAGCUGUUUUUAAUUUCUCCAAUUUUUCCAGACUGGGUCAGUUAUUGUAUUAGUCCCUCCCUCCCAGACCUCUAUUUUGACAAUUUUUGUUUAAUUUCCAGAAACAAAUUCAAAACGCCGAUACAUUGAUAAUCAUAUCUUCACUCUAU
Capsella rubella is the source of this 1282-nucleotide messenger RNA. Its product is annotated as receptor for activated C kinase 1C. The coding region runs from base 81 to 1061 and encodes 326 amino acids. The transcript is spliced from 2 exons. Gene Ontology annotation, biological process: rescue of stalled cytosolic ribosome; positive regulation of protein phosphorylation. NCBI's taxonomy places the organism in Eukaryota, Viridiplantae, Streptophyta, Magnoliopsida, Brassicales, Brassicaceae. Gene Ontology annotation, molecular function: translation regulator activity; protein kinase C binding; ribosome binding. Gene Ontology annotation, cellular component: cytosol; nucleus. The record is from RefSeq and is a predicted model, not a curated record.